This is a messenger RNA of Knipowitschia caucasica, 1449 nucleotides long. Lineage: Eukaryota; Metazoa; Chordata; Actinopteri; Gobiiformes; Gobiidae. The record is from the annotation of a GenBank genome assembly.
AUGUCUACAUCCGGCUACACCACCUCCAUCCGGAGAAGUGUAGCCCCAGCAACCUUCUCGUCCUCCACAAAACGGACUUCUUACACCUCCGGCGGCGGCUAUGGUAGUGGCAUGAGCAUUGGUGGAGGCGGCUUUAGCAGCAUGAGCACGGGUGGUGGCGGCGGCUAUGGUGGCAGCAUGAGCAUGGGUGGCGCCUAUGGUAGCAGCAUGGGCAUGGGUGGCAUGGGUGGCAUGGCACCCAUCACCGCUGUCACCGUGAACCAGACCCUCCUGGCCCCUCUGAACCUGGAAAUCGACCCAACCAUCAAUGCUGUGCGCACCCAGGAGAAAGAGCAGAUCAAGACGCUCAACAACCGAUUUGCUUCAUUCAUUGACAAGGUGCGCUUCUUGGAGCAGCAGAACAAGAUGCUGGAGACCAAGUGGAGCCUUCUCCAAGACCAGACCACCACUCGCUCCAACAUUGACUCCAUGUUUGAGGCUUACAUCUCCAACCUGCGGCGUCAGCUCGACGGCCUGGGCAAUGAGAAGGUCAAGCUGGAGGGAGAGCUCAAGAACAUGCAGGGCCUGGUGGAAGACUUCAAGAGGAAGUAUGAAGAUGAGAUCAACAAGCGUGCAUCUGUGGAAAAUGAGUUUGUACUCCUCAAGAAGGAUGUUGACGCUGCAUACAUGAACAAAAUUGAGCUUGAGGCCAAAGUUGAUGCACUUCAAGAUGAGAUCAACUUCCUCAGGGCUGUCUUUGAGGCUGAGCUGCGUGAACUCCAGGGACAGAUCAAAGACACAUCAGUCAUUGUGUCCAUGGACAACACCCGUGAGCUGGACAUGGAUUCCAUCGUGGCUGAAGUCAAAGCUCAGUAUGAAGACAUCGCCAAUAGGAGCAAGGCCGAAGCAGAGAUGUGGUACAAACAGAAGUACGAAGAGAUGCAGAGCUCUGCUGGUCAGUACGGUGAUGACCUGCGCACAACCAAAGCUGAGAUCGCUGAGUUGAACCGCAUGAUCGCUCGCCUUCAGAAUGAAAUCGAAGCAGUCAAGGGACAGAGAGCCAACCUUGAGGCCCAGAUUGCCGAGGCAGAGGAGCGUGGAGAGCUGGCAGUGAAAGAUGCCAAACUCAGAAUCAAGGAUCUGGAAGAUGCCUUGCAGAGAGCGAAGCAGGACAUGGCCCGCCAAGUCCGCGAGUACCAGGAGCUCAUGAACGUCAAACUGGCCCUGGACAUUGAAAUUGCCACCUACAGGAAGCUGCUGGAAGGAGAGGAGAGCAGAAUUUCCAGUGGAGGCCCUACUUUUUCUGUGCAUGAGCAAACUACAACUAGGGGAGUGAAUGCAUCAUCAGGAGGUGGAUUUGGAGAUCUGAGCAUGCGGCCAUUUAAAAGGGGGUGUUUGAGCUUCAAAAGUAUGAAGAGCCACGAUCAGCUUGUGGAGCAAUGCAACUUUGCACUGACUUCUAAGUUCUGA